CCCACACCCUUCACCCUCUCCUGCACCCUUUCUGUCCCCGCCCCAAGCUCCCCGCCCCUCUCCCGGUGCCCCCUCCACGACUCCGCGCGUCCCUCCCGGUGCCCUCUCCCCGCGCCCCUCCGCCUCUCCCGGCUGCGCCUCAGCUCCCUGUGCUCUUUGCGCCUCUCCGCUGGGCCCCCAGCCUCCUCGUCGCGUCACCCGCGCCCCCUCCUGUAUCCUCAGCCCCCGCUCCCUCCGCCCUGCUUCCCUCUCUCACUUCCCACGCCCCCUCUUCGCUCUCCUCUUUCCUCCCUUUGCCGCCCAGCCCCGGCUCCGGAGUUGGGGGAGAGCCCAGGGUUUCGGUUGCUCCGGAGGAGGCGUGAAUCGCGCAGGGAUUUACUAAUUUGGGGUGGAGGGCGCGGUGGGCUAUGGAGCAGCCCGAGGACAUGGCGUCACUGAGCGAGUUCGACUCCUUGGCGGGCAGCAUCCCGGCCACCAAGGUGGAGAUCACCGUGUCCUGCAGGAACCUUUUGGACAAAGACAUGUUCUCCAAGUCUGACCCAUUAUGCGUCAUGUAUACUCAAGGGAUGGAGAACAAGCAGUGGCGGGAGUUUGGACGCACUGAAGUCAUCGACAACACACUCAAUCCUGACUUUGUGCGCAAAUUCAUUGUGGAUUACUUCUUCGAGGAGAAGCAGAACCUCCGUUUUGACCUAUAUGAUGUUGACUCCAAGAGUCCUGAUUUAUCCAAACACGAUUUUCUGGGCCAGGCCUUCUGCACCCUCGGAGAGAUUGUGGGGUCCCCUGGGAGCCGCCUGGAGAAGUCCCUCACAAUAGGAGCAUUCAGCCUGAAUUCCAGGACAGGCAAACCCAUGCCAGCUGUAUCCAACGGUGGUGUCCCAGGGAAGAAAUGUGGCACCAUCAUUCUGUCCGCUGAGGAGCUCAGCAACUGCAGGGAUGUCGCCACAAUGCAGUUCUGUGCCAACAAGCUGGACAAAAAGGAUUUCUUUGGGAAGUCUGACCCCUUCUUGGUGUUCUACAGAAGCAACGAGGAUGGAACGUUCACCAUCUGCCACAAGACUGAGGUCAUGAAGAACACCCUAAACCCAGUCUGGCAAACUUUCUCCAUUCCUGUGAGAGCCCUCUGCAAUGGGGACUAUGAUCGGACCAUCAAGGUGGAGGUAUACGACUGGGAUCGAGAUGGCAGCCAUGACUUCAUUGGGGAGUUCACCACCAGCUACCGGGAGCUGGCCCGCGGGCAGAGCCAAUUCAACAUCUAUGAGGUGGUAAACCCGAAAAAGAAAAUGAAGAAAAAGAAAUAUGUGAAUUCUGGCACAGUCACACUGCUUUCUUUUGCUGUGGAGUCAGAGUGCACAUUUCUUGACUACAUCAAAGGAGGGACCCAGAUCAACUUCACGGUGGCCAUCGAUUUCACAGCCUCCAAUGGGAACCCCUCGCAGUCCACGUCCCUGCACUACAUGAGCCCCUACCAGCUGAACGCCUACGCACUCGCACUGACCGCCGUCGGGGAGAUCAUCCAGCACUACGACAGCGACAAGAUGUUCCCCGCCCUUGGCUUCGGGGCCAAACUACCCCCUGACGGCAGGGUAUCCCAUGAGUUCCCGCUGAACGGCAACCAGGAGAACCCCUCAUGCUGUGGCAUCGAUGGCAUCCUGGAGGCCUACCACCACAGCCUGCGCACGGUGCAGCUCUACGGCCCCACCAACUUCGCCCCCGUGGUCACCCAUGUGGCCAGGAAUGCGGCCGAGGUGCAGGACGGCUCCCAGUACUCGGUGCUGCUCAUUAUCACGGAUGGGGUCAUUUCGGACAUGGCACAGACCAAGGAGGCUAUCGUCAAUGCUGCCAAACUGCCCAUGUCCAUCAUCAUCAUCGGCGUGGGCCAGGCAGAGUUUGAUGCCAUGGUGGAACUGGAUGGUGAUGACGUGCGGAUCUCCUCCCGGGGAAAGCUGGCCGAGCGGGACAUUGUCCAGUUUGUGCCCUUCAGGGACUAUGUGGACCGCACGGGCAACCACGUGCUGAGCAUGGCGCGUCUGGCCCGCGAUGUGCUGGCUGAGAUUCCCGACCAGCUGGUGUCCUACAUGAAGGCGCAGGGCAUCCGCCCUCGCUCCCCGCCCGAGGCCCCAGCGCGCUCGCCCCCGCAGUCCCCUGCCCGCACGCCCCCUGCUUCCCCACUGCACACACACAUCUGAGCCUGGUCUGCUCAGAUGGCUGGGGCUUAGGCCAGUAGAAAAGGAGGUGGGGUACCCAGAGCCAGCUACAGACCAUCCUGCCCAGCCUUUGGAACACGUGUGCCUGGGAGGCCCACAGGGGGUGGGACUUCUGGAGACUCCUUCCCAUACUGCCCAAGCCCCUAGAGUUUGGGGGCAUGGGUGGUGGAGGUGAGGAUCUGGGGCCCUGCUCUUCUCUCCUUUCAUUGACGCCUGGUUCUGGACCAGCCAGGAAGAUGUUAAUCAGGGUGAAUGGGGUCCCGCUCAGCCCACCUGAGCUAUAUUACCUUGGUAAUCCCAUCUGCUCCUAUAUCACCCUGAAGCCUGGGCUAAGCCUCCCACCUCCAGGCCCCCUUCUCCCUCCCCUCCUCCUGUGGUGUCUACUCCUAUACCUGGCCCCUGACCCCCACGCAGUAUCUAUCCUGUCCCAUUUCCAGUGAACCCUGUGAGGCUGCUGGGUUUGCAGGAAUACCUGAACAUUUGACCCCUCCUCGGGACCCUUGCAUAUGCAGUGGGAGUCCUACAGACCCAUGAAGGGGAUGCUGUGAUAGUGGAUGGAGGCCACAUGGUGGGCAAGGAAUGGAGGCUUUUCAGGCACAGAGUCGUUUCUGGUGCCUCUCAAGCCCAGUAUGACGCUGGUUCUAGACACACAGAUCCACAAGCCUCUCCCUGGUCUGGGCCCGUAGGUACCUCCGCAGUUGGCUCCUGGCUCCAGGAAUCCCCUUUUCUCCCCAGAGACUGCCCAGGGUCCUUGGGGCACCAUCCUCUGCUGCCCACCUGGAGGCCUGGGCAAGAAGCAGCCCAGCUCCAGCACUCCCACACUGCCCCUCUAUCCUAUGGGGAUAGGGUAUGGGAGUACUGUGUUCAAGUCCUGCCUCUAGCCCUUGCCAGCUGUGGGAACCUGAGCAAGGCCUUUCUACCUUCUGGGUCUCAGUUUCCACAUCUGUAAGGCAAGAGGGUUGACCAGAUGGCCCUGGGUUUACCUUCAGCUCUGAUACCCUGAGAGUCUACUUUCAUCCCACGCCCAGCUUCCCCCAUCCCACUCCUCACCAGUGCAACCCCUUAAGGCCAUCUUGGCUUUUAGGAUCACCCUGUUCCAUCCCAUCACCCAAAAUCCACCCUUGUCCUUCAGCCUUGGGCUCUGGCAUCUGACCCUGAGCCCUUGCCCCUGCUGUGGGAAAGGUUAGAAAGAUGAUCUCACCCCUGGGCCCACCCAGCUGCCCAGCCUUUACCCACAUGGUCAUGCAUGCCAGUCCCUCCUGCCGCAUGGGGCUCCUCAGCCCACUGAACCUCCCGUUCCUGGGUGGAGACCAGGCCCCACCCUGUCUGUUGCCAGACACUGUUUCCCUUCCUGUCAUGCAUGAUGAUGGUGUUUCUAUGCUGUCUGGUCCUGUGCCUGUCUCUAAGACAGUCUCUGUGUGGAAUUUGCCUUAAACUAAAGUAAAUUUGGUUCUUUUACUAAA
Messenger RNA from Kogia breviceps (pygmy sperm whale), 3670 nucleotides. RefSeq names its product copine 5 (gene CPNE5). Gene Ontology annotation, cellular component: plasma membrane. Gene Ontology annotation, molecular function: calcium-dependent phospholipid binding. Gene Ontology annotation, biological process: cellular response to calcium ion. Lineage: Eukaryota; Metazoa; Chordata; Mammalia; Artiodactyla; Physeteridae. The record is from RefSeq and is a predicted model, not a curated record.